AGCAAGCUAAUUCAAGUUGCAAUUGCAUUGAGCCUCUUUUCUCCCAUUUGAGAAAGCUCAAACUGAAAGUAAAAUGGCUUUCAUAUGCACGAAUCUUUACUUUCGAUAACCAUUUUUGUUACAUUAUUCGCAUUUGGGUCAGGCAACCCAAAUUUCCAAAAGGGACCACAAAAUUGGAAAUUUGAGUUCAACUAUACCAACGAGCCAUUUAGACAUCCGAAACCUGUUCAGGGUUCUAGACGAAUCAUUGUUGGUGGAUCCGAUAACUGGCGUUUUGGUUUCAAUUACACCGAAUGGGCAAGGACAAAUGCUCCAUUCUUUCUCAAUGAUACUCUAGUGUUCAAAUUCGAUCCACCUAGUGAUACCAAUAUACAUCCACAUAGCGUUUAUUUGUUCCCAAGUCUAUGGAGCUUUUUGAGGUGCGACUUAAGAUGGGCAAAACGUGUGGCAAACACGUCACAAGGUGGAGGAGAAGGGUUUGAGUUUGUGCUCAACAACUGGAAGCCGUAUUACUUUGCUUGUGGAGAAAGCAACGGUUUUCACUGCCAAUCUGGAAUGAAAUUUUUUGUGAUGCCAACGUUCCGUUGGUAUUAAACAUCCUAAUGUUCGGUUUAAUUUAUUUCACCUUUUUGUAUUGGAUUUAACAUAUUCAAGAAUAAAAUAAUCGGAUUGCAUCGUAUACCUAGAGGGUUGUUU
Helianthus annuus (common sunflower) is the source of this 696-nucleotide messenger RNA. RefSeq lists its product as uncharacterized. Lineage: Eukaryota; Viridiplantae; Streptophyta; Magnoliopsida; Asterales; Asteraceae. The record is from RefSeq and is a predicted model, not a curated record. The transcript has 2 exons. Gene Ontology annotation, molecular function: electron transfer activity. The coding region runs from base 85 to 594 and encodes 169 amino acids.